UGGUUGAUACCACAAUUUCACACUCCAUCGUGGCACUUCUCUCUCACCAGAGAAAUAGCUCCCCCGGCAAAGAGACCAUUGCAUCCAAACAAAUCUCGAAACCAGACGAUUUCUCGGCGAUCGGAAUCGAUGGCUGUCAUCGCUCCGGUUUCAUCUCCGGCGACUCACCACCGCACGCGAUUCCUCUCUCCCCUCAGUAUCCGCCGAGAACGGCCGACCUUCACCGUCGUCGCUAUGGCUCCCCAGAAAAAGGUGAACAAGUACGACGAGAGCUGGAAGAAACAGUGGUACGGGGCGGGGCUGUUCUACGAGGGCAGCGAGGAAGUAAACGUUGACGUUUUCAAGAAGCUCGAGAAGGGGAAAGUGCUGAGUAACGUCGAGAAGGCCGGGCUCCUCUCCAAGGCGGAGGAACUGGGCGUCACUCUGUCCUCUUUAGAGAAGCUCGGAGUGUUCUCCAAGGCAGAGGAGUUAGGUCUAUUAAGCCUGCUCGAGAAGGCCGCUGGCACGUCGCCUUCCGUGCUUGCCUCUGCCGCUCUCCCUGCAUUAGCCGCCGCCGUUGUGGCCAUUGUAGUUAUCCCUGAUGACUCUCUAUCGAACUGAGUCGUCUCUCCGACCGUUGUGGGUGGUGCCCUUGCCCUCGGGGCUACCGGUCUGUUUCUUGGAUCUAUUGUUUUGGGCGCCCUACAAGAAGCCGAGUGAUUCUUUUUUUUCCUUUUCUUUUUGUAGAACAACAACAACGUUAUGACGAAAUUCGGGUAAUUUUGUUCCAUGAUUCGAUCGGGUUUA
Molecule: messenger RNA, 786 nt
Organism: Tarenaya hassleriana
Lineage: Eukaryota; Viridiplantae; Streptophyta; Magnoliopsida; Brassicales; Cleomaceae
Exons: 3
Source: RefSeq, a predicted model, not a curated record